GCGGAGCAGAGUCGCACUUUGGACUUGCUGAUCCACUCGCACUGCUCCCGCGCCGAGCUCCUCAGCGAUGUGGGUACCGAGCUGACCUACCGCAUGCCCUUCGAGGAAAGCGGAAACUUCCCAAAGCUCUUCGAAAGCUUGGAGACUCGUCCCGAGAGCUAUGGAAUUCAGCUCUUUGGCGUCUCCGUGACGACCCUGGAGGAGGUCUUCCUCCGCGUGGGCCGUGAUCACACCGAAGCCGACAUCGCGGCGGACGAGCGUUUGCAGCAGGCGAGCUUCGUGCGGCAGAUCUCCGCGGAGAGGGAGGAGCGUGCUCUGGGUUCCUUCACGCAGCGCACUGAGGAGCAGAGAAGUAGCGGCUCUGCGAUGGCCGAGCCGCUGACCGCAGAGAGGAGGCCAGAUCCUUCUGUGAGCUUCCAACGACAUGUCCAUGCGAUGCUUGUCAAGCGCUUUCACAACGCACGGAGGGAUCGGAAGGCCUGGUGUUGUCAGAUCGUCUUGCCCUUGAUCUUUCUCCUCAUGGCGCUCAUGACCAUGCGCUUCGCUGGCAUCGGAGACUACGAG
This is a messenger RNA of Symbiodinium sp. CCMP2456, 564 nucleotides long. Lineage: Eukaryota; Dinophyceae; Suessiales; Symbiodiniaceae. The record is from the annotation of a GenBank genome assembly.